AUGUCCCUUAUGAGCUUUCUGCCGCUGGUCCCACUGGGUCUGUUUAGCGCUACGCUUCUACUCUCCUAUGUGCCUGGUGGAAGUGCAUCCUUGACUUCGAAUCUGGACACGCGGGCCGGUAACAGCAGCAGCAUCCAGCUGGGGAGCCUCUUCAUAAAUCCCGGAGGGCCAGGUACUGAAGCUGUGGUGCAUGACAUCGACUUCAUGUCGAAAGCGUUCGAUGGCGACGACGCGCCUGUCAACUACUUUGGCACGUCUUAUGGGUCUCUGCUUGGGCAGUACCUAGUGCAGAUCCUCCCUCCAGAACGCAUCGGCCGCGUCGGCAUUGACGGAAUCCUUGACCCGGAACAGUGGUCCAAAGAAUCCACGCCGCUCUCCCAAACCCGCGAAGUCGGCCCCAUCCUGCAGCACUUCGCCGACACCUGCGCCUCCGCCGGGUCCGCCUGCGCGCUCGCGCCCCUCUCCUCCACACGGAUCCUCGCCCAGAUCAACCGCACGCUCGACAGCUUGUACGCCGCGCCGCCGCGCGUCACCACGCUCGUCUACCCCGCGUACAUGGAUGCGGGCAUCCUGCGCAGCGUGCUGUUCAACGGGCUGUACAACACGCAGGACUGGCCUGUCCUAGCAGAGCUGCUGGCCGAGGCGUUUGCGGGGAACUACACGCGAAUAUUGCGCGGCCGUCUGCCCGCGGUCGACCCCGCGGACGGGGCGCGCCCGGACACGUCGCUCGCGGCGGAGCUCGCCAUCGCAUGCAACGACGCGGCCCCAGUGAGCGCCUCAGAUCCCGCGACGGUCGCGCGGCAGAAGGCGGAGCAGAUCGCACAGGCGCUGGAACAAAAUUCGCCGCAGGUGGGCGAGAGCCCGUUCGCGGUUGACCUGUGCGCGUACCUGCCCGAGGUGCAGCCCUCGCGCAGCCGGUACGGCGGCGCGUUCGGAUUCGCGAACGGCACGCUGCACACGCCGAUUUUGAUCCUCAGCCAGACGUACGACCCCGUCACCCCAUUCUCGAACGCGCUGAGCAGCCUUGAACGGCUGGGGAGCAACGCGCGGCUCAUCCAGCAGGCGGGCGGGUACGGGCACACGGUGCUCGCGCAGCUGUCGGACUGCGCGGCGGGGCUGCUGCAGGCGUACUUCGUGGAUGGCGCUGUGCCGGAGAGCAGCCAUACGGUUUGUCAGGUUGAUGAGCAGCCAUUCGGCGCAUAG
Molecule: messenger RNA, 1203 nt
Organism: Gloeophyllum trabeum ATCC 11539
Lineage: Eukaryota; Fungi; Basidiomycota; Agaricomycetes; Gloeophyllales; Gloeophyllaceae
Exons: 7
Coding region: 1-1203 (400 amino acids)
Source: RefSeq, a predicted model, not a curated record